AUGGAAGAAGAAGGUGUGAGGUUUUUUGGUUACUUGUGCAUGAGGUACAUGAAGUUUGCCUGCAUAAUCAGCUCGUUAUUUGUGUACGUCUUCAAUGUAGCCAUUGAGAAGGACUGGAGGGCUGAGAAGCAGCAGCUUAAAAAUUUUGUCAGGAGCCCUCUUGACAGAGCCCAAGCAGCCAAGAACAAAGGAAACAAAUUUUUUAAAGCAGGGAAAUAUGAGCAAGCUAUUCAGUGUUAUACUGAGGCUAUCAGCCUGUGCCCUCCUGAGAAAAACCUUGAUCUUUCUACCUUCUAUCAAAAUAGAGCUGCUGCCUAUGAACAACUGCAAAAAUGGACAGAAGUGGCACAAGACUGCACAAAGGCUGUUGAGCUUAAUCCUAAAUAUGUAAAAGCUCUCUUCAGACGCGCAAAGGCUCAUGAGAAGCUAGACAAUAAGAAGGAAUGUUUAGAAGAUGUCACUGCAGUCUGCAUUUUAGAAGCCUUCCAAAACCAGCAAAGUAUGUUAUUAGCUGAUAAAGUUCUUAAACUCCUUGGAAAAGAGAAGGCCAAGGAGAAGUACAAGAAUCGUGAGCCUCUGAUGCCCUCACCACAGUUCAUUAAAUCCUACUUCAGUUCUUUCACAGAUGAUAUAAUCUCCCAACCUUUGCUUAAGGGUGAGAAAUCAGAUGAAGAUAAGGAUAAGGAGGGAGAGGCUUCUGAAGUAAAAGAAAACUCUGGCUAUUUGCGAGCAAAACAAUAUAUGGAAGAAGAGAACUAUGACAAAAUUAUCAGUGAAAGCACGAAAGAAAUUGAAGGAAAGGGAAAAUACAUGGCAGAGGCUUUGCUUCUGCGAGCUACUUUCUACUUACUUAUUGGCAAUGCGAAUGCUGCCAAACCAGACCUAGAUCAGGUCAUCAGCAUGGAAGAUGCAAAUGUGAAGCUUCGAGCUAAUGCUCUGAUCAAACGAGGAAGUAUGUAUAUGCAGCAGCAGCAACCUGUGCUGUCCACUCAAGACUUUAACAUGGCUGCUGAUAUUGAUCCUCAGAAUGCAGAUGUUUACCACCAUCGAGGACAACUGAAAAUCCUGCUUGACCAAAUUGAAGAGGCUGUGGAAGACUUUGAUGAAUGUAUCCGAUUGCGACCCGAUUCUGCCUUGGCUCAAGCACAGAAAUGUUUUGCUCUGUAUCGCCAAGCUUAUACAGGAAAUAAUCCUUUGCCUGUGCAAGUAGCCAUGAAAGGCUUUGAAGAUGUCAUUAAAAAAUUUCCAAAGUGUGCUGAAGGCUAUGCGCUCUAUGCUCAGGCACUAACUGAUCAACAGCAGUUUGGCAAGGCUGAUGAAAUGUAUGAUAAAUGCAUUGACCUUGAGCCGGACAAUGCCACUACAUAUGUUCAUAAAGGUUUACUUCAGCUCCAGUGGAAGCAAGAUUUAGACAAAGGGUUAGAACUCAUAAGCAAGGCCAUUGAAAUUGAUAACAAAUGUGAUUUUGCAUAUGAAACCAUGGGAACGAUUGAAGUGCAAAGAGGCAAUCUGGAUAAAGCCAUUGAAAUGUUCAACAAAGCUAUCAACCUGGCCAAAUCUGAAAUGGAGAUGGCCCACCUCUACUCACUCUGUGAUGCUGCCUAUGCCCAGACAGAAGUUGCAAAGAAGUAUGGAUUGAAACCACCAACACUGUAAAGAAACGAGGAAGAAAUGACCUUCUAAAGUGAAGUUGCCCACUUCAGCUGGCCCUAAAGACGUUGUUGCAGACCAUGUUGAAUGGUGGAACUUAGUUUUUUUCCGUUCGUGGUGUUGUCAUUUGCUACAUCUGUUAAAUGUUUAGGUGUUGUGGGAGUGGUUGUUCAAGGAAGUAUACAGUGUUGCAUCUUGUUCCUUCUGCAGCAAAACCCUUGAAGCCUAUUAAGGGAAAUAAAGUUGCAGGGGAACAACAGGAAGGUAUUUUGGCCAUGCAAAUAAAAACUUCACAUU
Messenger RNA from Opisthocomus hoazin, 1947 nucleotides. NCBI's taxonomy places the organism in Eukaryota, Metazoa, Chordata, Aves, Opisthocomiformes, Opisthocomidae. The record is from RefSeq and is a predicted model, not a curated record.